Messenger RNA from Saprolegnia diclina VS20, 2170 nucleotides. RefSeq lists its product as hypothetical. Lineage: Eukaryota; Oomycota; Saprolegniomycetes; Saprolegniales; Saprolegniaceae. The record is from RefSeq and is a predicted model, not a curated record. The coding region runs from base 21 to 2084 and encodes 687 amino acids. The transcript has 11 exons. Gene Ontology annotation, molecular function: protein phosphatase regulator activity; protein phosphatase binding.
UAAAAUCGGAAGGAAGCCCCAUGUCAUUCUUCGCGUCCGACGAUAGCGGCAGCGUCUGGUCCAAGGCCGCGACCCUCUUCAACAUCUCGAGCCCCUUGGCCGACCUGCUCGACCGCGAUGACUUUACGCUCGAGCAAGUGCUUGAAGAAGACGAGCUCAUCCAGGAGGUGAAGACGCGCAACGUCAAGCUCCUGCAAUUCUUGUCGACAGAGGAGUCGGUGCGCAAGAUGGUCUACUACAUUACGCGCACGCCCGAAGACGGCGACAGCGACCUCAAGGCCAUCAAGUACCCGUUCAUGUCGUGCGAGGUGCUCUGCUGCGAUAUCAUGUGCAUCACCGAGACGCUCUCGACCGCGGCCGACGGCGCGAUUGUCGAGGACUUGUUCAAGCUCCUCCAGCAGCCGUCGCCGCUCGACUCGCGCCUCGCUGGCUACUUUGAGAAGGUCAUUUCGCUGCUCAUGAUCCGCAAGCCGCAAGAGAUGACGACGCUCAUGAACAAGAACGCGGACGGGCUGUUGCAAGGGUUUAUGGCCCACACGCUCUCGUUCUCGAUCGCCGAGAUGUUCAAGCGCCUCAUGCAGCCCUACCAUUCGGAUUACUUGGACGACGUCGACUUUACGCACCCGUAUGCGUCCAACAACUGGUACUCCUCCAACGACGACGACAGCAUCAUGGGCACGCCGGAGGCCAAGAAGACGCUUUUGUGGCAAUCGGAUCGCCAUGUCAUCGACUACCUCGUCGCGAAUCUGAAGCCGACCAAGGACAUCAAUGGCGAGACGGUCGCUGUCGACAGCGACGUUCACAAGCACACGGCCGAAAUCUUGGCCGACAUCAUCCACUAUGGCACGCGGUCGAGCUCGGACACGUCCAGCCCGCCGUCGGUGACCCUCGUCGAGCACAUUGAAACGAAGGAAGUCAUCGACUCGAUCCUGGACCUCGCGCUGCCAGUGGGGACGCCGGUCAUGUCGUCGAUGACGUCGGCGCUCACGGUGCUCUCGGCGCUCUUGACGCGUCAUGCCAACGCCCACUACAGCUCGACCACGCCCGAGACGGUCUCGGUGGUCAUCUCUGCGACGGUCGAGCGCCUUCCCCAGAUUUGCAGAGCCCUCAAGGACGACGCGGGGACGCGCGUCAACACCAAGCACCAAACUGUGCCGCGCUUGGGACUUCGCCGGCUCAAGCUCGUCGGUCUCUUGGUGCUGCUCAUGCAAGCCAAGUACCGAGUCAUUGACGCCGUGAUUCUCGCCGAGAAUGCAAUCUGCACGUGCUUGGACCUCUUUUUUGAGUUUGAGGCCGUCAACAUGCUGCACGCCGAGAUCGACAGCAUGGUCAUUGGCAUCCUUGCCAGCGGCGGCUCGGACCUUCAGGUCGGCCUUCUCAAGCAGUCGAACCUCCUCGGGCGCAUCAUGCAGACGUACGAAGAGAACGCCGAGGUCACGAACGGCAAUGCGAAGGGCUACAUGGGCCACUUGCUGCGCAUCUCCAACAUGAUUACGACCGUGACGGACGAGGUCCGCGGCACGGACGCACGCGGCUCGCUCAACGAUAUGACGCAUGCCGACAGCAUCGUCGACCACCUCGAGAGCGACCCGCUCUGGCCCAAGUGGGAGGCGUUUGUCAAGACAACGCUGAGCGCCAUCAACGAGAAGGAAAGCCAUUCGAUCCACGGUGUCAUGUCGGAGCCCGACGUCGAUCCGUACAGCACCAUGAUGCAGUUUGACCAUCAGUUUACGUCGUCGCAGUUUGCCGAUAUGAUGAUGGAGCAGGGACAUCACUCGUUUGAGACGGACUUUGACCUGCCGCAUGACAACGACCCGCCGGCCAUGAUCCACGACAGCAGUAGCAGCGACGAAGACGAAGAUUUCACAGAGUUUGACCCGCGCGCGGCGUACGGCAUGAGCGCCGGCAUCCCCGUGCUCUCGUCGGAUGACGACGACGACGCGAUCAUGCCGUCGGGCUCGCACACGCUCAACGACGCGUCGUGGGCCAACUUUGAGUCGCUUAGCGUCAGCGACAGCGCCCCGCCAGUGGUCGAAGACUUUGCGUCGUUUGACGCGCCGCCGCCAAGCCCGUCAUCGACGUGAGCACGGUAGUACAACGUAUGUAGGACGUCAGGACUUGUUUUCGCUUUAUAAACAUUGGCAUGCUUCCAUGCCCUGCGUGAUGAUGA